Molecule: messenger RNA, 2799 nt
Organism: Paracoccidioides lutzii Pb01
Exons: 4
Coding region: 1-2799 (932 amino acids)
Biological process (GO): ribosomal small subunit export from nucleus; ribosomal large subunit export from nucleus; protein import into nucleus
Cellular component (GO): nuclear pore
Molecular function (GO): structural constituent of nuclear pore
Source: RefSeq, a predicted model, not a curated record
AUGCCGAAAAUCAUCGACUACUCUCCUCCCUGGCUUUCCAGACCCUCUCCCGGAUCCAGCUUUUUUUUAAGCUCAGGAUCAGAGCCUUCCUUACACUCAAGCCCCAUUGCCAAAAGCAAGGCUGCCAACGACACGCGCCAUCAGCCUUACGUAGGACCCAAGAGGACUCAGGCGCGAAGAGGGACUGAGAUCUUCGCGGUCGUGGAUAACCAGAUUCGGUGGUCAGAUCUCUCUACGUUGAAGAACGAAUGGCAGGCUGAAGUGCGGCAGAAAAGAAAUGAGACGUCCCGGGGCCAGGAGAGCGAGAGGAGCUCACCCUUAGCGGAGGACGCGAACUUCCCAGGGCAAACUGCGGACAAGCAGCGGACGUCAUUUUAUAGAGUUCUUGCUAUACCAGUGUAUGGGCAGAUAACGCAACUAAUCACCUCUCCAAAUGGAAGCUUCCUCGCCAUCAUCACGCCUCAUACCGUCCAUAUCGCCGUCUUGCCAGAUCCCUCCCACCUCUCAGGUCCAGAUAACUCUCCACUGAGGCUUAAGACAUUCCAAUUAGGCCCUACAACACACGUUAUUCCUGAAUCUCCCGUGAUAACUGCCCUGUGGCACCCGUUGGGGAUAUGCGACAAUCAAGGCGGAUGCCUCAUCACAGUUACUCAAGAUGCAGCAGUCCGUGUAUGGGAGAUUGAUAGGAAUAACCAUUGGUCAUUUGACAGGCCAACAAUUGCUGUUGAUCUGAAAAAGCUGGUGGAUGGGACAUCCAUAGAAGAGGACUUUGCGCCCUCUGGAUUUGGUCACAACAAGGGCUUCUCUGCGGAUUUAUUUGAUAUGGAGGUUGCAUCGGCUUGUUUUGGUGGCCAUGGCUACGAGGACGAAGAUGCAUGGGCUCCAAUGACGCUGUGGGUUGCCAUGCGGCCAGGGGAUGUCUAUGCGUUGUGUCCACUACUGCCCUCAAAGUGGCAAGUUCCUUCUGUUGCUAUUCCAUCCUUGACGUCGUCUAUUGUUCAUAGACUGACAAGCUUUCAAAAUGAUCCAUCUGAAUCUAAGGAGUAUAUAGCUGUCCAACAGCAAUAUGAAUGGCUUCAAGAAAUUGACAACCAAGAGCCUCUGCCGCUCCCUGAAGAUUUUGGGAUUUCAUCAAUGUCUGAGAUUCGUUCUCGUCCAGCGAACUUCAGUGCCAUCCCACGAUUGCAAGGGCCGUUUCAUUUUGAACUUGGUGAUGAUCUAGAUGAGCUAAAUCUCACGGAUAUUUUGGUUAUUGCAGCAAAGACGGACGUCGAAGAUUUGAUGUCCGGGGAAGAGGGCUAUGAAGCAGAGAAGACUCCUCAUGAGGGUGUGUCAGCAACAGUGAUAUGCCUUGCCACUGCCACAGGUAGGGUCCAUAUUUGCCUUGAGUUGGAUGGAGUGGAAGGUCAAUGGCUUCCCAAAACACACAAAGGGACAUUUACCACUCCAGUGUCCUAUCCACAAGAGCUAUUAUUAUUAGAGUCCUUGGAGACAGUUAAGGAGAAGUACCAAAAUCCAAAGUCCUGGCCACUGUUUACCGAAGAUGCCCACUCUCGGUAUAACUUCUUUAUUACUUCUGCGAACAAUGUUACUUUUCUCUCUUUGUCCUCUUGGGCCGAGAGACUCGAAGCAGAAUUUCAGUCAACCGACCCCGCCGGCUCUGAAUUCCGCAUCAAGGUUCUUUGCGACGGAUCGAUGACACUACGAGAACAAAUAAUCCAAGUGACCGACCAGGAAUCCCUGGUUACUCCUUCAUCCGAUCCCGAACAUCUCCCAAACUGCCUAGUCCUCUACGACUAUGACCUAGGCUACCUAUUACUAGCACACACCACUUCACGCAUUCACGCCGUGGUCCUCGAUUCACCAUUCUACUCCGAUUUCCCAUUAGCGAACGAACUACCCCCCUUAGAAACAGAUUCCUCCCAGCAGCCAUUGCUCAUCCCCCACCGUCGCAUCGCCUACCAGCCACCAUCUAUCUUUUACACCCCAUCUCCCCUUGCCUCCUUUAUCGAAAAACACGUCGCGCACGGCCACAGACACACUCUCAAAGAGCCAGUUCGACUCUCCCCAUCGACGCUGGACCUCAUUACCGCCGCACACAGAGUUCUCAGCGCUCAUACCAGUUCCCUGGAGCGAGCUGCGUCGGAUCUUUUUCGCCGUUGCGAGCGGUUACAAGGUGAGAUGCAAGACCAAUUAAGCCAACUCGCGGAAAUUGCGGACAGGAUCAAUAAUAUAUCCAAUGGCAUUGGUCACGGUCAGAAUGAAAGUCAAGGUCAAGAUCAAAGCCACAUCGAGAAAACCCUUGAGCGAAAUGAGCAGCCUCUAAGUUUCAGGAUGGCUGCGGCAGAAUCUAGACAGAAGCAGCUGGUGGAACGGUAUAAUAGUAUUCGGAGCAAGUUGGCGAAGUCGGGCGGCAGGCCGAUGGGUGAUAAGGAAAAGGGGUGGAUUGACGAGGUUGAUAGGCUUUCUGUUUUCCUCGGUGAGAAAGAGGGAGACGGAGAGGGAGAUGGGGAUACGGAGAGGGUUGGUGAAUUGGCCCAUAGGAUGCAAAUUGCCCAAUCCCUCGCCAGAAAUCUGCUUGCAGAGGUAUCCCGUAUCACGGAAGAAACAGCAUCAUCAACGCCCCACGCACCCUCAACACCAGGUCCCCCUAUCAGUCAUCACCCCAAGAUCCCGCAGCGUCUUCAACGUGCUAAAAUCGUUGAUGCAAUGAACAUGGUUGAACGAGAAUCUGCCGUCAUCGAUGCGAUUACGGCGAGAUUGGAUCGGCUUACCAUGAGCAUUAAUGGGAUCGACUAG